Molecule: messenger RNA, 663 nt
Organism: Somion occarium
Lineage: Eukaryota; Fungi; Basidiomycota; Agaricomycetes; Polyporales; Cerrenaceae
Source: the annotation of a GenBank genome assembly
AUGCCUCCGUUUCUGGAUCAUCCUUGGACUUGGACCAUUCUACCGACCCCCAGCACGCCGGUUAUCCCCGUGACGCCUUCAGAGAAAGAGCAUCAUGACGAUAUUAGUUCUCGUGCUCUUCCUCUCGAGAUGAUCCUGAGCCCAAUCGUGCCUGUUGAAUCCCCAUUGUUGCAGCCAUUCAAAUGCAAGGUCUACGAUUCCCCGCCUAGUGUUCCGAAAACCAUCAACAACACCGACCGGUGUGAUGUAGCUGUUGCGAUUCCUUCUGGGCGCGCAGAGAGAGAGCAUGACAUGAUAGAAGGGGCCCAACCCUUGGAAAACCUUCCGACGGACACCAAUGUUGAAGUAGAUCAGAUCAAUCGUCCAGAGAUAGAGGUCUCGACUGUGCUGGAAUAUCCAGAUAACGACGCACCCAGCAAGCCCUGUGUAUCGUUACUGCGACAGUCAUUCUCUUGCGGCUUUUGUGAGGCCGAAUCGACAGUACCUAUUGCGGCCAUGUGCGGCCACGUACUAUGUCAAAGCUGCGUGCUUCGUCAGCUAUCCAACAAAGCGUCUCUUCGAUGCCCGGCUUGCAACGUCACGAUCCUACUGAAGCUGGAUAUGACGGACCAUAAAGCGAUCUCAAACGGAGAGCUACUUAGUCAUAUUGACUCGCAUAUCUAG